GAUGAAAUUUCUGCUGCAUGUUCUAAUGUGAUUAUGGAAGAAGACGGUGCUAGAUUCUUUUCGAGGAGGAAGUUUGAUGAUAUAUGGAAAGAAACACUACUAAAAAAAGACUCGAAAAUGCUCAAAAAGCUCAGCAUCUUUGUAUGUAAGGCAGUCGAGGCUGUGAUUAUCGCUACGGCAAAUGACCAAGAUAUGCGAACCGUGAUUCAGGAUUGUGAUGAUUCUCAUCUUAAAACUUGGUAUUGUCAGAAUAAAGAUUAUGAAAUGCAAAUAAGAAAUACAAAUAAUGAUGAUUCUUUUGUUAUAGAUGAAUAUGAGGUAUUUCAAAUUUGUAAAUUAUAA
Molecule: messenger RNA, 342 nt
Organism: Dentiscutata heterogama
Lineage: Eukaryota; Fungi; Glomeromycota; Glomeromycetes; Diversisporales; Gigasporaceae
Source: the annotation of a GenBank genome assembly